GUUUUAUUUCUACAGAAACUAAAAUGGGGAAACAGAAGAAGCAGAAAUAUGCUGCAAUGAAAAGGAUGAUAAGUUUGAAGGAUCAAAGAAUAAAGGAGAAAGAUCGACAAAAAACAGAGAAAAAGAAAAAAGAAGAUCCGGCGGCCAUCAAAGAACAAGAAGUGCCAAAAUAUCCAUCGUGUAUGUUCUUCCAGUACAACACUCAGCUCGGUCCUCCCUAUCACAUUCUCGUGGACACAAACUUCAUCAACUUCUCCAUAAAGGCCAAACUUGAUGUAGUUCAGUCAAUGAUGGACUGCCUCUAUGCUAAAUGUGUUCCUUGCAUCACAGACUGUGUCAUGGCUGAGCUUGAGAAACUUGGGAUGAAAUACAGAGUUGCUUUGAGAAUAGCCAAGGACCCUCGUUUUGAACGCUUGCCAUGCUCACAUAAGGGAACAUAUGCUGAUGACUGCUUAGUCCAAAGGGUAACUCAGCACAAGUGUUACAUCGUGGCCACAGUGGACAGAGACCUGAAAAGGAGAAUUCGGAAAAUCCCAGGAGUCCCAAUCAUGUACAUCUCUAAUCACAGGUAUAACAUUGAACGAAUGCCAGAUGAUUACGGUGCACCAAGAUUAUAGUACAGUAAUGACGGAAAUGAUCUAACUUUUCAGUCUGGUUUUUUGAUUCUGUAAUAAACCACAGCAUUGUAAUUCAACAGUUUUGCACAUUUGGCUUUUUCCAUGCCUUUUUUGUCUUUUUUUUUUACCCCCUUUACAACAAAAUAGUUAAUUAUUUGGGUAAGUGAAAAUAAACUAAUGUGAAUAAG
Messenger RNA from Ictalurus punctatus (channel catfish), 805 nucleotides. RefSeq names its product FCF1 rRNA-processing protein (gene fcf1). NCBI's taxonomy places the organism in Eukaryota, Metazoa, Chordata, Actinopteri, Siluriformes, Ictaluridae. Gene Ontology annotation, cellular component: small-subunit processome; nucleolus. The record is from RefSeq and is marked provisional.